Mycotypha africana is the source of this 3043-nucleotide messenger RNA. Its product is annotated as YjeF N-terminal domain-containing protein. The record is from RefSeq and is a predicted model, not a curated record. Gene Ontology annotation, biological process: deadenylation-independent decapping of nuclear-transcribed mRNA; P-body assembly. Bases 163 to 2568 code for a protein of 801 amino acids. Gene Ontology annotation, molecular function: mRNA binding. Gene Ontology annotation, cellular component: P-body. NCBI's taxonomy places the organism in Eukaryota, Fungi, Mucoromycota, Mucoromycetes, Mucorales, Mycotyphaceae. The transcript has 3 exons.
GACAAGUUGACAGCAGUGAAUUGAAGGAAAAAAUACUACACAGAAAUCCUUACCAUUGAAGCUUUCAUUGGUCGGGGCAUGAACUUCUGCUUUAAUUAAAAUAAAAAAAUAGACGUAAUUCCUUUAAUUUUCUUUCAUCACAACAUCAACAAGCAUUAAGCGAUGGACAAAUAUGUUGGCGUUUAUGUCAAACUAUUGUUGAACAAUAGUGAUAUUAUUAAAGGAUAUAUCAAAGGAAGAGAUGAUAAUGGGCUUUUGCUGUUGGAAAGCGCCAUUAUUGAACGUGCUAACGGGCAGAGAGCUGAAGAGCGUAUAUUGGCCCUAAGUGUACGUGAAAUCAAAGAUUUAGAAGUGCUUGAAGGGAGUACAUCAGAACUGAAUCAACCACAGCCAUUGCAACAACAACAGCAGCAAUCAUCCCAAGCACGAUUGGAGACAGGACAGCCACAACCCGCUCCUCAUCAGCCUCAGUCGCGUUUUGAUCACUCAACAAUAAAUCAUUAUGUUGCGGCACCUACGCUUGCACCUGUGCUAAAUCAUUCUAUACAUGUUAAGCCUGAUAUUGCAAACACUCGACAACAGCAGUUGCAACAGCAUCAGGAGCAACCAAUGAAGCAAAAACAGCCCUUAUCAAGCGACUCUGCCAUAAUAAGUAUGCAACAGCCCUCAGGCAGUAUAUUAAACAGUAAUUCCAAGAAUAGCAAAGCUAGCAACCAUCGAAUAGCUUCGACGACUAUUAACCCUGCUGUCCUUUUCGUACAACCAACAUCAGAAAUACUCUCUACUAAUGGUAGAAAAAGCAGCAGCCCUACUGUGUCAACAGAAGUUGACAAAAUAUCAAUUGGAACUUUACGACCAUUAGAUCCUUCAAUUCUAUUUCAAAAACCUCAGCAACAACGGCAAUGUGAUCCUUUUAUUAAUGAUAGUGCCGUUGGUCACUGGGAAAAACAACUGCUGCAGCACCAAAAACAGUCAGUGUUAGUUCAAGACCCUGCUAUCAUCAGCGUAUCAUUCACACCAACAAACGCAAAAGCUGAAAUGGAUCCAGCAAUAUAUGCUGAAGAAAAACAAUUAAAGCAACAGCAGGAAUCAAAGAAUCAAAUACUUUCAAAACAAUCAAAGGAGUCCCAGCAACAAAAGAGAAAACCCCUAUUUGGUGCGGCCAUGAGCAUGGAUAGGAAACCUGUGAUGGAAAUUGUUGAAUUUGAAGACUAUUCAGCUUUUGAAAAAGGGAAAGGUACUGUUCGAAAGGCUGUGACAACAAGAACAUCCAUUGAAAGUUGUGGGAGAGAAAGUCAAUCCGCUCAUAGUUAUGUUAACAACGGCUAUGAUGGUACGAUAAUAAGGGAUCGACAACAAACGAUUAAUGAAGUAGAGGGAGUUAUACAGAUGAGAUCAGAUGCUUCAUUGAUGAAUGAUAAAUCUUAUCCUGUUUCCCCUACCGACAUAAGCAUAGAAAGGAAGCAAAAGAAACGGGAAAAGCAGCAACAGUCAAAGCCUUCAACUGCCAUUCCUAUAUCGCUUAUCCCACCUCAUGUUUUGAAUCGAAAACCUAGCUCUAUACCGAAUAAAUCACCACCCAUCAAUGUUAGAUUAACAUCACCUCUGACGGCUCAGUCUUCCUUCGCAGCGUCAACAGUUUCGUCUGUGGGGUCAAAUAUCAGAAAGGACACAGCUUCUGCGUUGAGCAACCAACAUGAGAUCCUCAGAACUGCUGUACAAACAGCACCUCGGAUUAUGACUGUCUCAGGCGGCAUCGAAGUUCCUACUUUGAAUGCUAAUCAAAUGGAAAUUUCCAAGCUAAUUGCUCGAGAGACAGGUCUUACUCAACUUCAAAUAGUAGAAAAUGCCGCUUUCGGCAUCAGUAGCAUGGUUUUGAAAGCUAUUGGUGGGCAUCGUCGUAUUCAGCCAGAUAAUCCCAAUUCAGCACCGGUUGCUGUUAUUUUAGUGGGUCCCGGUUUCGUUGGGGAAUGUGGCAUUGCAGCUGCACGUCAUUUGGCGAAUCGUGGAUGUCAAGUCUUAAUUGGUAUGACAGAAAAUACCUACUGUGGGGCAAUACUAGAGCAAUAUAAAGCUUUGGCUAAAUCCUCUGGUGCAAACAUUGUUUAUUCAGUCGAGGAACUUCCUGAUUCAUCUACUAUGCCUGUAGAUAUAAUUAUUGACGCGUUAUUGGGGCCUGAUCUGCUUAAAAUUACGCUUGCAAUCAAACGGCAGAUGGAGUGGGCAAAUAAAAAUAAGGCACCCGUUCUCAGCAUAGAAUUUCCGAGUGGUAUCAACCCUAAUGAUGGCUCAACAUAUUCAUCCAUGGUUGUUCAUGAGACAUCAACGUCGUCCCCUUGCAGCAAACUGCCAAUUUGCAAUUACGGAUGUAGUAACUAUAUUAAGCCGAAAUGGACCCUAUGCCUUGGUGCGCCUCAUGCAGGUUGUGUUGGUCGCCAUAUUACUGGUGAAUUGUUCAUAGCAGAUAUAGGUCUACCGUCUCAUUCUUUUGAACAAAGUAGACCUGGCUUCCGAAUCCCUUGGGGUAGUGAUUUUCUACUAGCAUUAGAAUAUAUCGAAGAGCAAUAAUUGCCUCCGCAACUUUAGCGUAGAAAUUAAAUGCUACUAUAGGGUUGUAAUAUUUUAUUAGUGAACUAAGCAAGUAGAGGGGAAUUUUCUUUCCCCAUUAUCUACUGUAUCAUGAGCAAUUCAGGAUGAUCUGUAAAACAGGACUGAUUAAAGAAGUUAAGAGUUUUUGUUGGGAUAAAGAACUCGAAGAAUAAUAACCAUCAUAAUAGUAGCUGAGAAAUGAAUGCGGACCAGAAUUGUGUAGACAUCGAGCCAUUGAUUAUUUAAUAUAGAUGAUCAUAAUUGAAUCUGUAGCAUUCUUGAAGUUAUAAUGUAAAGCUCGAACCUUGUAUAUCAAGCAAAAAGCAAUGAGACAUCCAAGUCCAUAUGUGCCAGUUGCAACAGAUUAUUUUUAAACUAAUAUUUUAUACGGUCGAAGUUUUGCUAGGUCAGACAGUCGUUAAUUUUCAUUGAUGAUUAUCAGUAAUAGAGCAUG